Messenger RNA from Andrographis paniculata, 3615 nucleotides. RefSeq names its product acyl-CoA--sterol O-acyltransferase 1-like. The record is from RefSeq and is a predicted model, not a curated record. The transcript has 4 exons. Gene Ontology annotation, biological process: lipid metabolic process. NCBI's taxonomy places the organism in Eukaryota, Viridiplantae, Streptophyta, Magnoliopsida, Lamiales, Acanthaceae. Bases 2314 to 3312 code for a protein of 332 amino acids.
GACCAUCCAGCAUGUACACGGAUUGAUUGUGCUAAGAAACACUUCUGUCAAUGUUCACUUUCUUUUUAAUGUUGUUAUAAAAAAAAUGUUUUCAUAUUUUUAAAUAAAAAAUUAUACUAUUAUUUUUGGUAUUCUUUUAUUACAAAAUACAUAAAGUAACAAAAAAUUAAUAUUAAAAUUUGUGUUAAAAAAUUUGAACACAUAUUCAAACAUGGAAAGUACUCCUGUAUGGACGACGGUACGGAUGGAUGCAGGUUCAAAAGUAUAUCCGACAUUGAUGCCUGUUAAUUUUACAAUGGCCAAGGUUUGUCAAGCCACUGAUUCUCCAGGGAGAGAUGAAGAACACAACACUAUCGUGAAGAAGAAGACAACACAGACAACACUCUCAAGCUAAUGUUAAUUUCUUUUGGGCCUUUAUCUUGUGGGCUCUUCUUGUAUAUUCUCUUCAAAUAUGUUAGUAUUAGAAGCCCAUAAUGUAGUUAAUUUGUUUAGAGAGGCUUAGAUUCCUCUCUCUGUUCAGCGUGUAAGUACCUCUCCGUAUCGUCUUCUUCAUUGUGAAAGAUAGCCCAUGAUACACUUUUUAGUUUUUACUCUCUUCAAGGUUUACACCAACUAGCCUGUUUACAUUUCGUCUAAUUACAGUAUGAAUUGCUAUUGGUAGAAUUUACCAGAAUACAAUCUUCACAUUGGCUAACAGAAAGAAUAUUGUCAUGACAGAUUGACACUGGUUUUAUUGUUUUCUUUUUUUGUUUUUGUUUUUUCAUGAAGAAACUAUUGAUUGCAGGCAUGUGUGUUACGAGGCUAUAUCAAUCUGUUGGAUCGCUUUUUCGUCUAACAUUGUUGUGUUUUUUCUUUGUUUCAGGUUUGCGGGUUCAUAACUGAAUACUUCAGUCUGUGGUAACUGUAUUCUGAUUUGUGGUUUGUUUCUUUAUGGCUAAUAGAACCUCUACUGCUUCAGUGUCUAAUACUGUUGGUGUGUUAUCUUCCGUUCCUUCUCAGAAAUAUUACGCUGAUCCUUUAUACCUGCACCACUCGGAUUCUUCUAAUAUUGUUUUGGUGUCAUGUGUUUUGACUGGCUCUGAGAACUAUGAAAUCUGGUCUAGAGCUAUGAGUUUCGCCUUAUCUGGUAAAAACAAAUUGGAUUUUGUUGAAGGCCUUGUGCCAUUACCUAAUGAUCCUGAUUUAGCUGGUGAGUGGCAUAGAUGCGAUGCUGUUGUUAUGUGCUGGAUUCUGAACUGUGUGGAUAAGAAUAUUUUUUCUCACCUUGUAUUUUGUACUAAAGCUUCUGAUGCCUGGUCCAAUCUUAGGCUCAUGUUCCGUAAACCAUAUGGGAUUAGACUCUAUAGCAUUCUUCAUGAAUUGUCGAAUACCACUCAGGGUAAUGACACUGUUGCUGAGUACUAUAUGAAAUUGAAAAGUUUAUGGGUGCAAUAUGCAUCUGUUAGUCCGAGUAGUCGGUGUGUUUGUGCAGCCUCUCAUGAUCUCUUGCGUUAUGAAAGUAAUCUUCGUCUAAUGCAAUUUCUGAUGGGGUUAAAUGAGAAGUAUUAUACUUUAAGUUUUAUUAUCUUGAGAUCUGAUCCUUUACCUGAUGUGAUGGAUGCUUUUGCCAUGGUUUCCAGAGAAGAGUCUGCUAGAGUUAUUGAUGCUGGAAAUACUUCUGAUAAAACCCUAUCCGCCGUUGUGUCGGAAAAGAAGUUUGUUAAGUCCCGUGUUAAGAAUCCUAAUCUUAAAUGUUCUCAUUGUGGUGGCUCUGGUCACUUAGUAGAGCGCUGUUAUAAACUCAUAGGAUACCCUGAAAAACGUUGUUUUCCAAAGAAUGAAAAUGCUGGUGAAUCUGCUAAUAUUGUAAGGGAAACUAGCAGCUCUAAUGUGGUUGAACCUUCUAAUAAUACACCUGAUUCUUCUGAGCUGAUUGAGCAGCUUCUUAGAAUGGCCAAUGUAUGCAAGGAUGAUCACAGCCACAAAGUUAAUAUGGCAGGAAUCUGAUCUGCCCAUCCGAUCGAGGGGGACAUUACGACGGCUAUAUCAAUCUGUUGGGUCCCUUUCUUGUCUAACACUGUGUUUGUUACUUGAGCAGGGCUGUGACACUUUGGAGGUUGGGAUCAGAUUAUACUAUGCUGGCACCGCUGUCUUAACAGCGUUUCAUGCCGCUGAAUGUAUUAAGAGUUGAUAGUGGCAGUAGCAGAGUCGCGAUAUUAUACCUAUUGACAGCAUGCGGAGUGCUUGAAUCCACGCGAAGUCCCAGGACCUGCCUGUCGCCCGAAGUCCACGUGAAGUAACCACUAAUAACAACCCUGUACCGUGUACCCCUCAAUGAACUCUGGUCCAGGUCCUGGACCAGGACCAAAAAACGGCGCUCCUGUUACAUCCAAGUUGAUCCCGAAAGGCGGGACCCGUCUCGCCGCAUUCCUUCCUGUCGCGGGACUCUUCGCCGUCGUUCCGCUGCACUUCAACUCCUUAUUCCUCUGCUCCAUCACCAUAUUAUUCAUCACCUGGCUUUCCACUUUUAAAGUCCUCAUGCUCGCCUUCGAUAACGGCCCGUUAUAUUAUCCGUCGCAGCAUUCGCUAUUCAAAUUUCUAGCCGUUGGCUGUCUUCCCGUCGAGUUUAAAUCUCGGGAUGGCAAUGAACGGUGCCGUACAAAAGGGACUAACUCGUUCGCGAAAAAUGGCUUUAAGGUUGCUUUGUUAGCUAUGUUACUCGCAGGUUGUGGUUAUGGCGAUCGUAUGGAUCCUAAGGUUGUUCUGACUAUGUACUUUUUGGUAAUAUACUUCUCAUUGGAGAUUCUACUAGCCGUUGGCGCCGCCACGUGGCGCGGCUUGGUCGGCGUGGAGCUGGAGCCGGUGCUGAAUGAGCCGUAUCUGUCGGCUUCUUUGCAGGAGUUUUGGGGGCGCCGGUGGAACCUUAUUAUGGCUCGGAUGUUUCACUCGGCGGUGUACGUUCCGACGCGGGACUUCUCGGCGGCGAUCGUCGGGCGGAGGUGGGCGGCGCAGCCGGCGGCGGUGGUGACUUUUGGGGUGUCGGGGCUGAUGCAUGAAUUGUCGUUCUUUUACUUUGGAUGCGUGGAGCCGAGGUGGGAGGUGACUCGGUUUUUUCUAUUGCACGGCGUUUGUGUGGCGGUUGAGAUCGGUGUGAAGAAGGAAUUAAAACUCCGGCGGCGGUUUCCGGCGGUCGCCGGCGUCGUCCUGACCCAUGGGUUCUUGCUAGCCACGGCGUUUUGGCUGUUCUUCCCGCAGUUCUUGUGGUGCAUAUGCAAACAUAGAGGGGUUGGCAGUGACUGCUUAGAGCGGAGUGUAUUUGUAAGAUUUUUUUAAUUUUAAAUUUUUUGUUUUUGAAACCAAUUUUAUACUAUUGGGUCGAAUCAAAGCCAAACACACCCUACAAAUUCCAAACGUUAUAAAGAACAUGAAAGUGAUGGGCCGUGUUGACAUUAGCCCAACCCAACCAAAUAAGUGGGCUUAUCUGUUGGGCCAGCAUAGUUUGGACGCACACAAUUGGGCUAAACUAGUCAAUACUUAGGGCCCAUCUUUGGUCUAGCAAUAUGUGAUUAACGUACUUCAAAUUAAUCGAUCACAAAACUUAAUCACAUGUCCAUAAUUACAUUUCACCCCUUUCAA